AUGAAGUCCCCCUGCAGCCUGACAGUGAUAUGUUACCUCUGCCUGGGUCUCUGCUCAGGACACUAUGCUCCAGACCUCAUCACGUCUUUGCCAGGGCUCUCUGAGAUGCCAAGCUUCCAGCAGUGGUCAGGCUACCUUGAGGCAGGGCCGGGUCACUACUUCCAUUAUUGGUUUGUGGAGUCUCAGGGCAACCCAGCUACUGAUCCAGUAGUUGUGUGGCUGAAUGGGGGACCUGGUUGCAGUUCCAUGGAAGGAUUUCUGGCUGAGAAUGGCCCCCUUCAUCUGAAUGAUGAUGGCAUGCUCUACCUGAACCCCUACAGCUGGAAUAAAGUUGCCAACAUGCUAUACCUGGAGUCCCCAGCUGGAGUCGGCUAUUCCUACUCUGACUUUACUCAGAGCUCGAUCAGUGAUAACCAGGUGGCUGAAGAUAACUACCAGGCCCUUCAGAGCUUCUUUGCCAAAUUCCCUGCCUUCAGAAACAAUGAUUUCUAUGUUUUUGGGGAGAGCUACGGUGGCAUCUAUGUCCCCACUCUCAGCGCAAAGAUUGUGAAGGGAUCUGCCAACUUCAACUUUAAGGGCUUUGGAGUUGGGAAUGGAAUGACCAGCUAUUACCUCAACGAGGUAACUCUGAUGGAAUUUGCUUACUACCAUGGAGUCUUUGGAGAUGAGCUAUGGGCCUUACUGAAUAAGAACUGCUGCUACCAAGGAACCUGCAACUACAUCAACAACACCAAUAGCAACUGUAUCACUGCGAUACUACCGGCAUAUGAAAGACUGUAUGGCAUUGGCUUAAACAUGUACAACCUCUAUGCCUCAUGCUGGGGUGGUGCGAACUACCAGGAACGCUAUGAGGCUGACCUGUCCAACCUCUUUCGCCAAUACCAGUUUAAUGUGCCAGUGCCGAAAGUUGGCUCUAUCCCUGGAGUCCCUAGAUGCAUCAAUGCCACCGCUAUGUACAUCUGGCUGAACCGUGAUGAUGUCAGACAGGCCCUCCACAUCCCGAGCUCCCUGCCCAACUGGGAGCUUUGCAGUUCACAAGUGAGAACUCACUACAAGAGGAUUUAUACGGACAUGGCCCCUUUCUACCAGACCCUGCUGAAGCAUGAUCUGCGAGCACUGGUUUACAAUGGAGAUGUUGACAUGCUCUGCAACUUCCUAGGCAGCGAGAAGUUUGUGGAGUCUCUAAACAAGCCAAUGCUGAAAUCUUACCAGCCCUGGUACUAUAACAAUCAGAUAGCUGGGUUCUUCAACGAAUACGAGAAGAUCACAUUCCUCACUGUAAAGGGUGCAGGUCACAUGGUCCCCCAAUACAAGCCAGGUCAGGCUCUGAAGAUGUUCCAGUGCUUCCUCUCCAACACCACUUAUGUCUAAAUAGCAUCCCUACUCCAAUCUUGUCCAUUAGUAAGUACACACUCUUGGAUAAGUUGUGGGACUGAGUGGUGUCUGGAAACCCAGCCUGGCACUCUCAUUU
Molecule: messenger RNA, 1471 nt
Organism: Alligator sinensis (Chinese alligator)
Lineage: Eukaryota; Metazoa; Chordata; Crocodylia; Alligatoridae
Product: lysosomal protective protein-like
Exons: 11
Coding region: 1-1371 (456 amino acids)
Biological process (GO): proteolysis
Molecular function (GO): serine-type carboxypeptidase activity
Source: RefSeq, a predicted model, not a curated record